CUCUUCGCCAAGCCAGGGAAAGGAAUUCCAGGCUAGAGGUCGUUCCGCGGCAACAUUGCGCCAGACUCCCGCGCACUAUAGCUCUUGUUAGAUGGGGGUCUAACAAAGCUUCGAAUCACUCCGAAUACAUACAUCUUCAACAUACAAUGCUCUCUCUGACAAUACUCCUCCAAACAUAGCACUUGGGAACGACGUUUCGGCGCCAUUACCAUCAGAUAGCGAGCCGAACCGGACCUUGACGUGUACCAGCCCAACGCUACCGCUGUGAGGAAACAAUGGCAGUGCCACGGAAAGGCUCAUAUGCGGAGGAGAGUGCGGAGGUGGAGGUUUUAUUCGCAAACAUGGAGAAGAUGCAGAGCCUGACGAAGAAGAUUCAAGGUUCUCUCAACAGGUUGGAUGCCAGUGGUCAGACCGUGAAGGAAGCCUUGGGUCCCAUAUAUGGAAACACACAAAGGCUGCAGGUUACAGACAAGAAUAUUGAUCGUGUCAUCGAAGCAAUUGAGCGGCUACAAGCUCCGAGAGAUCAGUCUAAUAGGGAAGAACGUAUCAUUCGGGCUGGCCCCCGUAAUGGUGACCUACGAGACUACAUUGCGUCUUUUGACCGUUCCACGGAAACCCUCGCCGAGCUCAAACGUUCUAACCUGCGCGCGAACCAACAAGCUAUAUCUGAACUCAGUGCAUUGGUCAAUCUGGGGACCAAGCAGCUGGAGGAUGUGUUCCGCGACCUUCUUCGGGACGAGUCUUCACGCCCAGUAGACCCUCUGGAAUUUGUUGCCAAAAACAAUCCGUUCCCACUCCUCACGCCCGAAAGUAUAUCGACAUUACGACUUAUCCACAGACACAUCACCGCUUCAAUUGCCCAAAUUUCGAACAAAGAAGCUCGAGAGUCGCCCACCGCAAGGAUCUAUGCUGAGAUUAGAGGAGAUCAUAUUAUGAACUCGCUACGGACUUUGGCCGCAGCUACACUCAGUACAGCACGGAAAAUUGCACCAGACGCCAUUUACAAGCAAGGCACGAACGGCAUAGGCAUGUAUGCCCAGGCUCUAGAAGGUCUGAUUGUUGCCGAGUACCAGAGUUUGAGCGACAUCUUCCCGCGAGACGACUGGGGACCAGUCCUCACGUCGACAUGCCAGGCCGCGCUAUCCGAAUUCAGUAAAACCUUGCGGGAUCUAAACGGACACAUUCAAAGGAAUCUGAUGACUGACUGUUUCUUGGGUUAUGAGAUUGUGGGCAUAGUGAGCGGGCUCUCCCUUCAACUUGAGACGAAAACGGGCGCCCUCAAGCAAACGAUAUCCGAAUCAGUGAAACCUAUAAGGGAGACGUCGAAGGCUUCUUUAAGCAAACUUCUGGAAGACACCAGGACGCGCGUGCAAUCACUGGUAGCUCUACCAACGGAUGGCGCGUCCGUCCCGGUCACAACUGAUACUAUGACCCGGUUACAGACGAUGACGAACUACCUCUCACCGCUCUCUUCCAUUCUAGUCUCGUUAGGGCCUGGUGGGUGGAAUCCUUCCAACGGAAAUUCGGCAUCGACAUCAUUCGACGUCGGCGUUGAUGGAAAGGGACUCUUCAUCGACUAUGCGGCGGACACCAUCGAUACCCUGCUUCAAAAUCUGGAGAACAAAGCAAGGAGCCUGCUGAAGGGUAGACCGUUGCAAGGAGUUUUCCUUGCCAACAAUAUCGCCAUCAUUGUCAGAAUGAUCCAGUCGUCGGAUCUGCAGCCGUUACUCCCCGCACUCGACAAGAAGAUUGGGAAAUGGCGUAAGGAGGCGUCGCAAAUGUAUGUGGACGCAUGGCGCGAACCGUCUCGCCACCUGCUGGAUGUGCAGUAUACGAAUCGCAGCGGGCGGCCGCAUUCGGGGGGCGGAGGGGUGGACUCUGCGGCCAUUGUCAAGGCGCUCGGCUCAAAGGAGAAAGACGCCAUCAAGGAGAAAUUCAAGAACUUCAACACCAGCUUCGACGAGCUCAUUGCGCGGCAUAAGACAUACAAGAUGGAGCGGGAGGUACGAUCGCAGUUUGGGCGAGAGGUGCAAGGCAUUCUCGAACCGCUAUAUGGGCGGUUCUGGGACAAAUACCACGAAAUUGACAAGGGGAAGGGGAAGUAUGUCAAGUAUGACAAGACCACUUUUGGGUCGACGCUGGCCAGUCUGGCUUGAGAUGGUUCAUGCGGCGUUUGGAGUUGUUCAUGCAGGAUACCCGCUGGAUUUGAGCAUUUACUUAGGAUGGCCGGCAUUGCUUUGAAGGGACUCGGUCAUUGGAUGCAGGAAAUGCCAUGGGUGUCUCCCUGCUGUUGAUCCUUGGUGGUUGUUACAUGCCCAGGUGCACAGCGCUGUGUUGUGACAUGAUACAUCACAGGAGCUGGGUUUCCUGGAGGGCAGUACAUCUGGACCUCUAUAACCUCAGGAGUUAAGAAAUACCGGAAAGACUUGGGCGCUCGCUAGGUAAUAGUCACAAUAGAUAGUGACCUUAUCGGUAUAACCUUCCAAGGUUGGUGGAAUAUAGGUGGAAUGG
Westerdykella ornata is the source of this 2511-nucleotide messenger RNA. RefSeq lists its product as uncharacterized. The record is from RefSeq and is a predicted model, not a curated record. The transcript has 4 exons. Bases 276 to 2156 code for a protein of 626 amino acids. Gene Ontology annotation, molecular function: phosphatidylinositol-4,5-bisphosphate binding. NCBI's taxonomy places the organism in Eukaryota, Fungi, Ascomycota, Dothideomycetes, Pleosporales, Sporormiaceae. Gene Ontology annotation, cellular component: exocyst. Gene Ontology annotation, biological process: exocytosis.